Molecule: messenger RNA, 1455 nt
Organism: Purpureocillium lilacinum
Lineage: Eukaryota; Fungi; Ascomycota; Sordariomycetes; Hypocreales; Ophiocordycipitaceae
Source: RefSeq, a predicted model, not a curated record
AUGUCUUUUGAUCUUCAGCAUGGCGCGUUCUCUCAGUCUCUCGCGGCCCUGCCUUCGGCGCUUCGCUUCGGCAGCUUCCUCCUCCUGUUUGGUGUCAUCGCGCAAUGCCUGAGAGCCGUGUAUAAACGAUUUGGGACUCAUCAGAAUGCGUCCAGGGCAACGACUCCACAGAUAAAGCAUGUCCAUUCACAGACGUUUCCUCCGUCACAGCGCCGGCUGCUCGCCAGCAUCGAUGCGAGGUUUACCCCAGACAAGGAUGACAUCGACCCUUCCGAGCUGUCCAAGUCGGUGCUGGAGAUGGACGCCGACUAUCGACGCGCGGACCCCAAAAGCUUCCUGUUCAGCGGCAUCCGCGUUGGCGAAGUGUUGGCUUUAGGGGACUUCCCCAACUAUGCAGCGCUGUCAGAAGUCCCUUUGCCGGAGCCUCUCGAGGACUUUGAUAUCAACGCCACUCUGCCCAGGCCAUAUAGGCCGUUUAGAUGGCCUUACCACCAGACAAUGGCAAUCCAGAGAAUGGAGCCCGACUACUGGAUUGAGCUUGAGAGCACAUACCUCAACAUGGUCCAGCACCGGCUGGACAUUUUCGCCCAGUAUGGCAAGGACGUGUUACGGGCGCUCCCCGGCUCUGAACUCGCCUGCAAGGAGCUCAUGGAGAUGGUCAUCCAGUUCCUCUGCGCAAGAUAUCCGCGCCAAUUCUCCCUCGAGGGCAGGACCUUUGUCAACGGAAUCCGCGGCAAGAGCUUCGAGCUCGACGGCGGCGACCCGCUCAUGUUCCUGCUGGAGAAUGUGCCGGAGGACUUUGCCAUCAUGCUGCGAGACCCGGAGACGGGCAGCUAUCGGUUCCGCGCGGGCGUCAUCUGCGCGUCUACCGGCUGGAGUCUGGGAACCAAGAUUGGGCUCGGGCUGCCGGGCAUCCACAGCCCAGUGCCGGAUUACAAGGAGAAGAUGGAGAUGAGCAUGGAUCGCUUCUUCACCAAGAUGCCGACAAACAAGCCGGUCCAGCGGGGAGCGUGGGGAUUCGAAGUCGGGCAGCACCUCUACGUGCCGCCGGGCCACCCCGAGCUGAGCCGCGACGUGGCCAGCGACCCGUCGGUGCGGCCAGAGGACCUCUUCUUCCGCGUCGACUGGCAGACGCUGCGGCGGCUGCCGCUCUCGGGGGCCAUCGUCUUCAACUUCAAGGCCUACUUCUACCCGGUCGCGGAGCUCAGGGACGAGCCGUACGUGCCGUCGCUGGCGCUCAAGGUGGUGAGCGACAGCAAGGGCAACCUGCUGCAGUACAAGAAGACGGCGCCGCUGGCGCACAUGCUGCACCCGCUGCUGCAGGAGUUUGAGCGGCAUCAGAUGGAGACGGGGCUGAUGGAGGCGGACUGGGAGCACCGGACGCUCGAGGAGAACCCCUUUUUCCCGGGAUGGCGGGAGAAGUGGACGCGCCAGCAGGCCGAGCUUGGGAAGUAG